Messenger RNA from Plectropomus leopardus (leopard coralgrouper), 2792 nucleotides. RefSeq names its product sodium/potassium/calcium exchanger 3-like. The record is from RefSeq and is a predicted model, not a curated record. Gene Ontology annotation, cellular component: plasma membrane. Gene Ontology annotation, biological process: calcium ion transmembrane transport; intracellular calcium ion homeostasis. Gene Ontology annotation, molecular function: calcium, potassium:sodium antiporter activity; calcium channel activity. NCBI's taxonomy places the organism in Eukaryota, Metazoa, Chordata, Actinopteri, Perciformes, Serranidae.
GAGGGACGAGAGGACGGUCUGUAUCUAGAGAUGGUUUUAUACCGGAGCUGCUGGCUGGUGAUUCAUUGUGUCUCUGCUGGAGUUUGAGCGCGUGGAUGCGGAUGCUGCGUCGGUGGUGUCUCGCGCUGAGAUGCUGAUGGCAGGCCGGACCUCUCCAACCUGUACCGUGGAUGGAUGUUAGACUAGCUGACAGACGAUAAAUCAGGGGAAAAGAGAGCAACAGGCCAGUUAGAUCCGGUCUGCAAAGAGGGGACUGGACCGGCUGUGUGAGGAGGAGGAGGAGGUGGAGGAGGCGACAUGUUCUGAGCGGAGAGCCGGGGAGCGGCGGCGGCUGGCGGGAUGAAGGCGCCGAGGAGACCGAGGCAGACGCGGCUCCUCCCCCGGUUCUGCGUCUGUGGAGUCGGUCUGCUCACAGCUGCCUGGAUCUUUAACUUCAGUGAUGUUGCAGGCUUCCGUGGACACACUGUGGAUCAUGACAUCUCCUUUUCCAAGAGAGGGCUUAUCAAACAUGAGGACAACAACCAGACUGACAGCAGGAGAUCUGCUAUCAGCGAUUUUCCUGAAGACAUCUUCACGAUGGAGCAGCGGAGACAGGGAGCGGUACUCCUUCAUGUUCUCUGUGCGAUCUACAUGUUUCAUGCGCUGGCCAUUGUGUGUGACGUUUACUUUGUGCCAUCACUGGAAAAAGUAUCAGAGAACCUUCAGCUCAGUCAAGACGUUGCCGGGGCAACCUUCAUGGCAGCCGGGAGCUCCGCCCCCGAGCUCUUCACCUCUCUGAUUGGGGUGUUUAUCACAAAAGGAGAUGUAGGUGUGGGAACUAUUGUGGGAUCAGCUGUCUUUAACAUCCUGGUCAUCAUCGGCCUCUGUGGGAUCUUUGCUGGACAGCCGAUCUCGCUGAGCUGGUGGCCUUUGUUUCGUGAUGCCGUCUUCUACAUCCUGUCCAUAGUGGUGCUUAUCCUGGUGAUCUAUGAUGAAAAAGUCAUGUGGUGGGAGACCAUCAUCCUGAUCUCGAUGUACGGAAUCUACAUAAUCAUCAUGAAGUUCAACAGAUCUCUGUGCAGCCUGGUCGAGAGACACUGCAGCAGAGCAGGUCAGCCGUGUCUGAGCGGGCUGCGGCGGACGACUGCUGUCGGAAACAUUGGAGACUGUGACAACGACAUGGUGCCGCUGAAGCCAGAUUCGUCUGUGGUGGCCGGCCAGGACUCAGGGGUGGUGAUGGUGGAUGAGCUGCUGAACUUGCACCCCCACCAGCUCUCCUUCUCAGAGGCAAGCCUCCGCCUUCUCAUCACCCCGCAUUUCCCCCCCUUCACCCGCCUGCGCAUGGCAGGACGCAUGGUCAUCAAUGAGAGGCAGAGGCUGAUUCGGGCCCGGGGCGGGGCGGAGGAGGGGGGAGCUACAGGGGAGGAAGGUUUGGGUGCUAACGGGGCCUGGGGGAGGGAGAACGGGACGAUGGCGGAGGGAGACAGGCAGCCGCUGGAGGGAGAGAGGUGUAAAGAGACGCGUGGAGAGGCAGGCGGGCAACCUAAAGAAGAAGAGGAGGAGGAGGAAGAGCAGGAGGACGGAGAGGAGGAGAACACUCCUUUCAAACCCUUCGUUCUGCCAGAUGGUUGGUGUGUGCGUGUGAAGUGGCUGCUCUCUUGGCCCGUGAGCGUCCUGCUUUACUGCACCAUCCCCGACUGUAACCUGCCACGCUGGGAGCGCUGGUACCUGCUCACUUUCCUGUCCUCCACACUCUGGAUAGCCCUCUACUCCUACCUCAUGGUCUGGAUGGUGACCAUUAUCAGCUACACACUUGGAAUCCCAGAAGUCAUCAUGGGCAUCACUUUUUUGGCAGCUGGAACCAGCGUCCCCGACUGCAUGGCUAGCCUCAUCGUUGCCAGACAAGGAAUGGGUGAUAUGGCUGUGUCCAACUCCAUUGGCAGUAAUAUCUUUGAUGUGCUGCUGGGCCUGGGUUUCCCCUGGGCGCUGAGGACUCUCAUCGUCAGCUACGGAUCAGUGGUGACUAUCAACAGCAAAGGCCUGGUGUACUCAGUGAUUCUUCUGUUGGCCUCAGUCACGCUCACUGUCCUCUGUGUCCACCUGAACUGCUGGAGGUUGGACCGCAAGCUGGGACUCUGUCUCAUACUGCUCUAUGGCAUAUUUCUCCUCUGCUCUGUCGGCUUCGAGAGGUUGUAGAAGACACACACACACUCCCCACAUACCACACCCAUGCACCAAGUCACACAAAGGGAUGCACAGACAAGUGGUCCGACUUGUUUCUUCACCUUUACUGCUGCCAUUAUUCAUCAAACAUACGGACAGAUAACUUUUCAUUUCACUGAAGCUGUUUACCUUUGAUAAAUGAGUAUUUUACAUAGUUUUGUACCGAGCACCUCCAGCCCAGACUUUGUGAAAUCAAACCCAACUAAUAAUGCACUAUGUCUCACAGCAAAUUUAUAAAGUAUUACAUUUGUGUUCUGAACCCAAGAAUAUUGUAUAAGAAACCCCAAAGUGUGUUAGUUUACUUAUGGAUACUUUAUGACUGCCACAGAUAACCUCAAUGACCAGAUGAUUCCACAUGUAAGUUUAUAUAGUUGCUUCUCAGUGCGUGAAGUUAGUUUAUGUAAGUAUUGUCGAGUUUUCAUCACGCCUUUGUGUCUGUAGUUGCAAACAGCAUAGCAUGGCUGAUCAUCACGCUCCAGGUAAUUGCACUAAGCCACUGUUGUCUUGGCCUUGUACAUAAGGUAGGCCCGCCCCCCUCUCUUUCCUUAAAGCUUUUCAGCACAGAGGUGGUGGUUUUGUGCUGAAACAAA